Molecule: messenger RNA, 1437 nt
Organism: Chlorella variabilis
Lineage: Eukaryota; Viridiplantae; Chlorophyta; Trebouxiophyceae; Chlorellales; Chlorellaceae
Exons: 7
Coding region: 1-1437 (478 amino acids)
Molecular function (GO): oxidoreductase activity
Source: RefSeq, a predicted model, not a curated record
AUGGCUACUCCCUGCUGCUGGCGCUUCGCCCGGCUGCGGCUCCUGCUGGCGGCGCUGGCGCUGGCGGCGGCGCACACGUGCCUGGGCCGCUCGCUGCAGCAGCGGCCUGGCGCCGCUGGCGACUAUGAUGUGGUCGUGGUGGGCGCCGGCAUGGCAGGCAUCGCAGCGGCCCGCACCCUGGCCGAGGCCGGGCUGCGGGUGCUGGUGCUGGAGGGCAGGGAUCGCGCGGGCGGGCGCCUGGCCUCCAUCCAAGUCCUUGGCGGUUUCGUCGACGCUGGAGCCAUGUGGAUUCACGAGGGGCAGCCAGGCAACGCCCUGUACGACCUGGCCCUUGGCAUGGGCCUAGCUGUCAGCCCGCAGCAGAACUACAACAGCCUCACAAUUUACAGCGCCGCCAACGGUACGCGGGCCAGCCCGUUGAGCUACGCACGCACGUACCGCCAGCUUCAGACCAAGCUUGUCCCCGAGAUCCAGCGCAUGCGCUCGACGCCCGGCACCGCCGACGCUUCGCUGGCUGCCGUGUAUGCUGCCUUCCUCGACCAAUCCAGCUUCACACCCUCGGAAGUGGGCCAAGCAAAUUCCAUGUGGGUGGUCUUUGCUGUGUGGAGGCACGGGUAUGCCUACCGCGCCACGCACGGCGCAUGCACACCAAGUGGCAGCUGCAGCCUGCAGGCGCUGCUCAACGGCAACGCCACCCAGCUGUCCACGCUGCGGCUGGGAGAUGCCAAGAGCAUCCCAGCCGUAGAUGUGAUGAUAUCGGAGGGCUUCAACGCGGUAGCAGACGUGCUGAAGCAGGGGCUGGACAUCCAGUAUGGUGCCGUGGUGACCGGGAUCGAGCGGGGCGCCGAGGCGGUGACCGUGACCACGGCUGACGGCGGUGCCUACGGCGCAGAGUAUGCGAUUGGCUACGGUCUCCUGGACAAGGUCAUGCUCGUCUUCAACACAACCUUCUGGGAUGCCGGCUCCGACUUCAUCCUCAGGGAGAUGCCCGACCUGAGCGGCCGCUUCGCCGUCUUCCUGAACUACAAUAAGCUUUUCCCCGGCAUCAACGCCCUGGUGGCCAUCCACGUGGCAGACACGGCGGCGGCGCUGGAGCAGCAGAGCGACGCGGAGGUGGUGGGGGAGGGCAUGGCAGUGCUGCGCCAGCUGUACGGCGCCGCCGUGCCCGACCCCAUCCAGGUCACCGUCACGCGCUGGGCAGCCGACCCCUUCUCCCGCGGCUCCUACUCCUUCUUCGCCGUGGGCAACCCCAAGAGCAUCACCGCCGAGCUGGAGGCCCCCGUGGGCCGCCUGCUGUUUGCCGGGGAGGCCACCAGCGACAAGCCCGCCACCGUGCUGGGCGCCUAUCUGAGCGGGCUGCGCGAGGCGAAGCGUGUGCUGGGUCUGCUGGGGGUGGACGGCGGUUAUGCCUCCCCCGCCGCCGAGGCCUCCAUCUAG